Molecule: messenger RNA, 507 nt
Organism: Apodemus sylvaticus (European woodmouse)
Lineage: Eukaryota; Metazoa; Chordata; Mammalia; Rodentia; Muridae
Gene: Tcf24
Product: transcription factor 24
Exons: 2
Coding region: 1-507 (168 amino acids)
Biological process (GO): developmental process; regulation of transcription by RNA polymerase II
Molecular function (GO): protein dimerization activity; RNA polymerase II transcription regulatory region sequence-specific DNA binding; DNA-binding transcription factor activity, RNA polymerase II-specific
Source: RefSeq, a predicted model, not a curated record
AUGGAGCGCGGCCGUCCCGCAAGCAGCCCACGCAGCGCCGAGUCCGCCCCGCCGGCCGCCGCCGUCAGCGCCCGCGACCCGAGCCCAGGGCGGACCGGGGCGGGGCCGACAGGCUCCAGCGGGGUCGCGGCGCGCUCCGGGGGAGGCCGUCCCGCCGCCGCGAACGCCGCGCGGGAGCGCAGCCGCGUCCAGACCCUGCGGCACGCCUUCCUGGAGCUGCAGCGCACGCUGCCGUCUGUGCCGCCGGACACCAAGCUGUCCAAGCUGGACGUGCUGCUGCUGGCCACCACCUACAUCGCCCACCUCACCCGCAGCCUGCAGGACGACACCGACGCGCCGGGAGACCCCAGUCUGGGCGCCCUGCGAGGCGACGGCUAUCUGCACCCAGUUAAGAAGUGGCCCAUGCGAUCAAGACUGUACAUCGGUGCAACUGGUCAGUUUCUGAAGCAUUCUGUCUCUGGAGAAAAGGCCAGCCAUACCAACACUCCUACGGCCUCUCAGCCGUAG